GAUGAGAGAGGGAAAGAGGGAGGGAAGGAGAGAGCCAUAAAGACCAGGUCAUUUCUACCUUCCAACCUUCUGAUAAUGUUGGGAGGGCGUUGGUGGGGGGAGAGUUAGGUAAUGAUUUCUCAUCCGGAGAGCUUGGGGUAGUAGUAGUCAACCCAAGGCUGCGGAAACCCUGGCUGUGAUUGACAGCAGGGUCGCGGGGGCCCUGCCUGUCUCUGUUGACAGUAAUAAUGAGGAUUUGUCAAAGCCUAAUGGACAUGGAGAUGCCAGAUUACGCCGAGUCCCUCGACGCCUCGUACACCAUGUUGGAGUUCGAAAACCUGAGGGUGCUGCCCACGAACUCAUCAGAUGCCAUUGUUUCAGAGUCAGGCAACGCCAGCUUGAUGGUGAAUGGGAUUAACUCGCUGUGUGCCAUUUGUGGGGAUCGCGCAACAGGGAAACAUUAUGGGGCUUCCAGUUGUGAUGGUUGCAAAGGAUUCUUCAGAAGGAGCGUCCGUAAAAAUCACAUCUAUUCAUGCAGGUUUAGCCGACAGUGCGUGAUAGACAAAGACAAGAGGAACCAGUGUCGAUACUGUCGGCUGAAGAAAUGUUUCCGGGCAGGGAUGAAGAAAGAAGCUGUGCAGAAUGAGCGCGACAGGAUAAGCAUCCGGAGAAGCAGCUAUGAAGACAACGGAGCCCUUUCCAUCACCAUCCUGACCCAAGCCGAGGCAAUGGCACAGCAGUACUCAGCUCUGCGUCCGGUGCACAGCGCCGAUAUUGCCAUGAAGAAGAUUGCGACCAUCAACGAUGUGUGCGAGUCGAUGAAACAGCAGCUCUUGGUCCUGGUUGAGUGGGCAAAAUAUAUCCCAGCGUUCUGUGAGCUUCCCUUGGAUGACCAGGUUGCCUUGCUGAGAGCUCACGCGGGAGAGCAUUUACUCCUCGGAGUUGCAAAGCGAUCCAUACCAUACACUGAUUUUCUGUUAUUAGGCAAUGACUUCAUUAUCCCAAUGCAGUGUCCAGAAUUAGAAAUCGCCCGUGUCGCUACCAGGAUCUUGGAUGAACUGGUCAAACCUCUGCGGGAGAUCCAGAUCGAUGAGAACGAAUACGCUUGCCUCAAAGCCAUCGUCUUCUUUGACCCAGAUUGCAAAGGCCUGAGUGAAUCCAGCAAGGUGAAGAACAUGCGCUUCCAGGUGCAGGUGAACUUGGAAGACUACAUCAACGACCGGCAGUACGACUCUCGGGGGAGAUUCAGUGACAUCCUCCUCCUCUUGCCUCCCCUCCAGAGCAUCACUUGGCAGAUGAUUGAGCAAGUCCAGUUUGUCAAGCUCUUUGGGGUGGCGAGGAUUGACAGUUUGCUGCAGGAGAUGCUUCUAGGAGGAACAUCCAUGGAUGUCUCGCAGUACCAGUCGGGGCCUUCCAGCCUUAACUUAGAACCUCUUCCGGGACACAUUGUGUUACCCAGCAGCAUCGGUUCUGUUAUUCACACCGUUUCAGUCUCUUCUCCUGAAACAUCUCUUCCAUCUCCUUCCACCAGUACAGGGAGCGAAGAUUACAAGCUCGGCCCAAACCCAGGAUCGGAAGUACCAACAGCACUUUUGCCCCAGAUGGUUAUACCUAAACAGGAAAUCCUAUAAAGAUGCAAGAUGGGAGGGAAAAAAAUCAACCAUUAACAUUUAAAAUCUUCAUGUCUUAAGCCCAACCAACCUUUUGCCUAUAGUGCCAACAGCGGGACACUUAUUACCCAGAUCUUUAAAACCCUUUCAGCUACCAAAAUGGUGACACGGAGUGGAUACAUCAGAAAUUUCCUGUUGGCAGUCUCCCUUCUCCUAGUUUCACUAUGUUGUUUCCUUAGCUGGGAUUAGCAAUGUGUUUCAGCCGCACGAUUGUGUGUUUAGAGAGAUGAAAUAGGACAUAUGCGCAUGUUAAUGUUCUCUCUGCCCUCUUGCUAUCAUUCAUAUCUUUCCAAGUAAUGCCCAUUAUGCAGCAAGGUCUGGAACUCUUAACAAGAGAAAUGUGAAAACUUCCACAGCAGAAAAUUUCAUCCUGUAUGGACUUACUCCUUUUGGCAUCUUGCUUCCUACUUUCCCAUCUCCAAUGUUUUCACAUUGUUUCAACAAAGAGAUGAUGCGCCUUGACUGGUGAUGCGACGUCUUAUGGGAACGUGACACUAUGUCCCAUGCGAAAGGGGAGAGUGAGCAUGAACACAUCAUCAGAUCAUAACUCCAAUUCCGCAUUUGGCUGUAAAUCAUUUUGCAUUUCAUUCAAAUAGCGACUGCAAGGAGAGACCCAUUGACAUUAUUAGCAUGCUAGCCGACAGCUAUAAUUUCCAGCUCUUUUGCAAUUGCUUGCCAGCAUGCUGUAUAUACUAAAACCUUGGCCAUAUGUGCUUUAUUUUCUGUCACACUCCCAUCUGUUGUGUAGAUAUUGUAAGCGAAUAGUACUGGUUUGGCGAUAAUCCAGAACAGAGGCUGUUUCCACACAGAGCAAAAAAAUUCCAAAUUUGAUUGAUCGCAUGCCCUAUUUUCUUUCUUCUGAUUCAUAGGUUUCUCUUCCGUUUCCAUGUUUUGUUGGCUUGAACUGCGUAUUAUUAGACAUUGUCAAGUUUUUUUUUCUUAAGAGCUGUUUUGCUGUUUUACAAAGCUGUCCAUUGUUUGAAAAUAGGUAUAUGCUGUACUCAGAGUAAUAAAGUCACAAUGCUAUUAUUAUUGUA
Messenger RNA from Sceloporus undulatus (fence lizard), 2686 nucleotides. Its product is annotated as hepatocyte nuclear factor 4-beta-like. The transcript is spliced from 10 exons. The record is from RefSeq and is a predicted model, not a curated record. Lineage: Eukaryota; Metazoa; Chordata; Lepidosauria; Squamata; Phrynosomatidae. Gene Ontology annotation, biological process: anatomical structure development; cell differentiation; positive regulation of transcription by RNA polymerase II. Gene Ontology annotation, cellular component: nucleus. Bases 228 to 1610 code for a protein of 460 amino acids. Gene Ontology annotation, molecular function: RNA polymerase II cis-regulatory region sequence-specific DNA binding; zinc ion binding; nuclear receptor activity.